Messenger RNA from Bolinopsis microptera, 5508 nucleotides. Its product is annotated as WD repeat-containing protein 90-like. The transcript has 17 exons. The record is from RefSeq and is a predicted model, not a curated record. NCBI's taxonomy places the organism in Eukaryota, Metazoa, Ctenophora, Tentaculata, Lobata, Bolinopsidae. The coding region runs from base 401 to 5224 and encodes 1607 amino acids. Gene Ontology annotation, molecular function: protein binding.
AGGAUGGGUGAGUUGUGGCAACACCCAUAUGUAAAUAUCUUCAAGUACUAUGGAGUUGGCCAGUGGAAGAAGUCCAGUAAAGAGGGCGAUGUGGCUUCCUUAAUGGACCGUGUUGUGAAAUGUCCUAUUUACAAGAUAAGUGGCACUGUACCUGCUAAUAACUACAUUGUCAUACCAAAGCACAGUUCUCAGUCAGCCGGGUUAACCUGGAUCUCAUUUAUGUGUACUCUUCAAGCCUAUCCCGGGACAGUUCUUCACCAUUCAUCUCGAGGUUGUCUCAUCAUGUGGUGUUUUGAUUCGAAUAAGCAUCUCCAAUAUUUACAAGCAGUUCAAAGCUUCAGCAACUUGGCUACAGUUCCCGUUCAUUGUGAGUGAGACAUCGCAGCAGUGGUCAGUUCUGAUGUUCAACUUUCCUCAUCUGCUGAGGAAAUAUGUGAACAGGGAGUAUUCUCACAUCAAAUCGAUAAAACUUUGUGCAAACAUGUUUGUGAAGAAUGUUUUCUCGACUAGCAAAGCAUACAAUCCUCAUGUGAUAGACAAAAAGGUUAAGCUCAUAGAUGAAAUCACAAAGCCAGGCGAUGAACCAUUCCCCCGUGAGAUGAGAUAUCCUGUUCCAAAUGGACAUACAUGGAGAGAGUUUUACGAGUUUAUAGUAUUUCCUCCCAGUUCAGAAAAUCUUUCAGUGUCAGUCCCAAAUCCCAGGUCAACUACUCCUGUCAAUCCAUCUUUUGUGUCCAGCAAGAAUGGGGAGCGAGUUUUUAAGGAGCUACCUGUUGUCAAAAACAAAGCAAGUAAUGCCAGCAUAUCAAUGAGAUCAAAGCCAAAAAAGGCAAGUGAAAAGAUUGAUGAAGAUUUUCAGAAUAUGUCCCUUAUAGAGAAUGUGACAAUUUCACCGAGCAAACGAAAUAAGAAAAAUAAAAAGGACAAGAUACCCCCAAUUUGUGCUUUGAAAAAAGUGUUAGGCUUUGGUCCAUGUAAAAAUUUCGAGUUUUCAAAUAACACAGAGAAUAUUUACUACGCCUCUGGUUCGAUUGUGGUGAUGCAAUCUAUCGAAUCAGGAUCUCAGAAACUGUUUACAGGCCACUCUGACAGCAUCCUGACUUUCACUGUUGACCAAGCUGAUGAGUACAUGACUUCAUCUCAGAAAGAUUCCCCACUGAUUCGUAUUUGGAGAGUAUCAUCUCAAGAGUGUAUUGCUCUUGUAAAAUCAUCUGAGGAGCCUUGUAGCAUACUUCACUUCUCACUGGCAGACAAGGCCUUGUUGGGUGUAACCUGCUCCAGACCAAGAUCUAAACUUAUCUUAUGGGACACCUCAUUCCUGAAACUGAAGGGAGAUAUAAGUAUCAUUUGUGAAGGAUCAUGCAGUGACAAUCUCAUCAAGGGUCAACUGUCACCAGUAUCCUCAAGUAAGAUGGCAACCUGCUCUUCCAGGAGUUUGCAGAUCUGGAGACUACGAGCUGGAAAGUUGAAGUCGUGCUCCAUUUCUCAGUUCUUCGGGUUAGAGUACGUGUUACGUGACUUGAGAUGGGGCUCUGUUGGAGGUGAUACAGAGGGUUUCAUUUACCUGGCCACAGCUGCAGGUAUUAUCAUUGAGGUGGAUUCUUCUAAAGCCUCUACGGUGAGAUGUGUCGACCUGUGUGCUGCUGAGGGCCCUGGUGUCAAGUGUAUCAACUCUAUUGGAGUACACAGUGCGUUUGGUGUCACAGGUACGGAUGACGGUAAUUUGAAAGUGUGGGAUUCUCAAUUUGGAGAGGUUAUUCUGAAUGUGGAGCAUGAGUCUGCUGUUAAAAGCUGUCUCAUCUCGGCCAAUGGUUUAAAGCUACUGGCUGUUACUGAGACUGAUAGUGUUGGAGUGUUGGAUGCUACGACAAAGUCAUACUCAACUGUUCUCAGAAGUCACUCAAAAAAAGUUACUGCGGUUGCAGUGGAUCCAUGUCAGAGACAACUUGCCUCCAUCUCUCAUGAUAGCAGUCUCCGGGUAUGGAACCUUGACUCGCUCUCUCAGAUUUACGAAGUCUUCUCCGCCGGGGAAUUCCCCACCACUGUGGCUUAUCAUCCUUAUAAAGGAAGUAUAGUAGCAGGUUACUCUAAAGGAACAGUACGAGUGAUAGAGGGAGGCAACGUAACGGAGGAGCUGUUAGACCUGACCUCCUGUAUCACCUCCACCACCUUCCUGCCUAACGGAGAGUACUUGUACGUGAGUGAUGCUCUGGGUACCCUCAUCAUGUACCAAGCAACCAAGACACAGCUGGUACAGCUGAAGAGUAUCAAGCACAUUGUUGCGAAGGGAGGACACAGGUGCCCAUCUGCUGUUCAAGCUAGUCGGGACAGUAGGAUGAUAGGAUUUGCAGGACCCACGGAGCAUUGCGUGACGGUGUUGGAGGCCUCUACUCUGACUUGUUUGAUAAAACUUGAUGUCAGUUCUGCUGUCUCCUCGUGUCUGGACAGUGUGCAGUCUGUGGUGUUCGGUACGGUCCUUUCACGUGAUCUGUUCGUCAGCACCAUGUCCGGCAAGGUCCUCAGAGUGGACACUAAAAGUGGGGUCAUAGUGUCUGAUCACCAGCCCUAUCCCUCGUCCACUCCCCACCUGCUUGUCUCUGAGAACUACAUUGUUACUGCUAACCAGAGCAAGUUUAAUGUUUGUGACUACUCUAGCAUGGCUGGUUUACAGAAAUAUGUGGCGUAUCAUGCCAUCAAUCACAUGACCUUCACACCAAGUUUAACUGAGCUUGUUAUUUGCGGUGACGGCAUCUCAAUCUGGGGCUUCAGUGGACGGAAACCAGGACUCAACUUCAACAAGGACGACUACACGACCAUUGCAAAACGAGUAUCGUUUGAUCAAGAGAGCGGUGUUGAAGAGAGUGAUGUGGUGGAGAGUGGGAUAAUGUCCACUCUUAUUGAGGAGGAUAAGCCUCAGUCUCCAGUGCUAAUGGCUCCUACUCCUGACUUAUUGGAACCAGUACAGAGUGAUAUCAGGUUGGAGGAUACAUUAGACAACUCAGGAGAGAAAACCUUGGACAUGUCCUCGAUACUUCUGGACCCUUCUCCUUCUCCAGCUCCCCACCCUCUUGCUCAGACAGUCACUGUUACUGACCACCAUGAUAAAGGGUCGGACUCAGAGUUGGAGAAUGUAUCAGCUCUCUCUGAUGACAACUCGGAGGAGCUCCCCAAAACUCUGGCUCCAAUAAACGGCCAGCACCCGUUUGAAAUAUCCCCGGACUCAGCGUCCCCCAGAUCCCCUGAAGCAUCUCCCGAACCACCUCUAGCUCUCAGACACAUCACGCUUGAUAGCCCAAAGUCGACGUUGUCUGAGAAGCGGUACAUGGCGGGUACCGACUCUUGCGGACUGGAACUGGUAACCAUGUUGGGAAAUGACAGGGAGGGUAGGGCUAAUGUUGUGUGGAGAGGCACUGUGCUGUUUUACACUCUGGGAAAUGUUAUCAUCGCCGAGGACCUUAAGACGUCAAAACAAGAACAUUUGAUCGAGCACACAGAAACAAUAACCUCUCUAGCGAGUACAUGUGAUCGUAUAGCGUCCUGUUCAGGUGCUCACAAGCUACAACCAUCUCAGAUAUGUAUCUGGAACGCUGAUACAUUCCAGUUACUUCACACCUGCACUUACCACGAGCAUCAGAUUCAGUGUUUGGAGUUCACAGUGGACGGGUCAUACCUACUAUCGGUGGGAAACUAUAAAGAAAACGCUCUGGUCCUGUGGGAUUCAAACAACUGGGCAGUUCACACUGUCGCUAAGACUGAGCAUUAUGUCCACGCAGUGGCGUGUGACCCACAGAACGCUACUGAGUUUGUAACAGCAGGAAAAUGUGUCCAGUUCUGGAUUCUAGAUCACAAACAGGAACUGAGCGUGGCUACCGGAACACUUCCUAUGCAGUUUAUUAGAAGUAUUGGAGAUGAAGCAGAGUUCACAGCUGUGACUUACACUGACACAGGCAUGGUCUACAUAGGAACUAACACUGGGUAUGUGACCUUGUGGGACCCCAGAUCGACUGCUUGUAUCCUGCAUUGGUCCGCUCACCCGCAGGAGGUUGAUUUGCUGUGGUAUCAGAACGCUUCCCUCGUUUCAGGUGGAGUGAGCAAGAAUCUAAAAUUAUGGAACAUACAGAAAACCGACGCUGAUGACACCUCUGUCAUGCUACACGAUGAACUGGAGUUUGAUGCAGCAAUAGUUUCCUGCGUUAUGGACGAACAAAUGAAUUUAGGUAUUGUCGGCACUACGUCUGGAACACUCUGGUAUGUGAACUGGGAGGAAAAGACAUCCAUCCGACUUGUUGGCGGACAUCCUGAUCAAGUCAACGACAUUGCAUUCAGUUCCGGGGACACUUUCGCAGUAGCAAUCGAAGAUGGAAGUCUCAGACUUUGGAACUACGAGCCGCUGGAACAAGCAGUCCAGUUUCAAGUUGUGAGCGCCUCCUGCACAUGCAUAGUGUUCCGUCCGGACGACAGUACACGAAUCAGUGCCGGUUAUGGAGACGGCACAAUCAGGACUUUCGACCUGGCCAGUGUGGCUAUGAUCUGUAAAAUGGCACCUCACCGACAAGCCAUUACAAUCUUGAGAUACUCACAGAAUGGCCAGGUGUUGGUGUCAGGGGACAGCAACGGCUUAGCUUCAGUCAUCAACUCGGAGACAGGCCUAAUCAUGAGAGUAAUAUCGGAUCACAAGAAGAGUACUGCUGCUGUGACCUCCCUCAAUUUCAGCACUUUGUCCCCGCACUGGUUGAUUGCCACUGCAGACCGUCGGGUCAGUGUUUGGGCUGCAGACUGGGAAACAGACAAUAACAAGAUGAUUUGUUGGCUCUCGUUCCCAGCCCCCUCCUUCACUCCCUCUGGAGAUCCAGUAGAUAAAAACAACUACAGAUCCCUCCCUCCCUCUCUAGCCCUCUUCUCCCCUCUUGAACGAGACACCAUCCUUUACGCAGGAUACGGACUCCUUCAGGAGAUCCUGUUCUACAAUUUCAAAACCAAGGAGACAGUCCGCAAGAUAAACCUAGCACACUGGGCUACAGCCCUAGAUAUCAUCCCCAACUCUAACCUGAUUGUUAUUGGAAGUCACGACCGGUUAGUUACCAUAGUGGACUAUACCAGCGGAACAUUCCAAGACUUUGUGGCCCAUGAUAAUGAGGUGGGUAUAGCUGGGUAUUGGGAGAAAAAUAACGUGGUGUGUUCCGGGUCGGGUGCAGGGAUUGCACUGUGGAAUGUGAAGGUCUGAGAAGGUAUUUCCUUUGGAAUGCAGGGGAAUCAGGUUUCAGAGGGGAAGUAUAGUUAAAGAGUUGGAGAAAUGGAUUGCUGGAACAAUAGGACAAUUAAAUUGUAGAGAGAGCGAUGGUGUUUAAAUAUACUGCUCAACCGUAGGUUUACAGUGUAUAGUGCAUGUACAUAUUUAAAGGUUAAACUUGAAUUUAUUAUGCAGUAUAUUUUCAGGGUUAUCACAUUAAUUUUCAGACACAUCAGAAUCAAAUCAGUGAAUGAUGAUAAUUUGGCUGGGCUUUGAUA